Culex quinquefasciatus (southern house mosquito) is the source of this 4502-nucleotide messenger RNA. RefSeq lists its product as uncharacterized. The coding region runs from base 738 to 3599 and encodes 953 amino acids. The record is from RefSeq and is a predicted model, not a curated record. Gene Ontology annotation, molecular function: amino acid transmembrane transporter activity. Lineage: Eukaryota; Metazoa; Arthropoda; Insecta; Diptera; Culicidae. Gene Ontology annotation, cellular component: vacuolar membrane. The transcript is spliced from 15 exons. Gene Ontology annotation, biological process: amino acid transmembrane transport.
GGUCGCAACAUCAGUCGACCAAGUGCAGUCGACCAGUUCGGAAGCAACACGGGUCGAUCUUGCGAUUUGCGCGCGCGCUUGGAUUUUGAUUUGAACCUUUUUUUUGGCACUAAAACUGUAUACUUGUUAAUUUAGUUGUUGACGAAGGAUUUUGUUUGUGGUCGUAAAUUUUGCACGUUUCACACACUUUAGUAUUGGUUUAGUAGCACCUUAGAUCGGCAACCCCGUACUGGUUGUUGCUAGUGUUUGCAGUCGGCUUGUGGUGCAGUUCUGAGUGUACCUCCGUCAGGACUGGCCGCGUGACAAUUUUGGCCACCUUUAGUCAGUCAUCUCGUACUCGUCAGUUGGCCGCAGAUCGUCGUUGCGGUCGGAUCGUACACCUCGCUAAGCUUAAAGGUUCCCGGGACUAUCCUACCGUAUAAAUAUCUCGCAGUACUCGUGCUCGCUCAAGUGUAUCACCUUAAAGUUGCAAGAAAUUAAGUGGAAAAGUACCAAACCGUCAAAGGUCUCCAAGUUCAACCGGAGAAGUGGCUCAUACCAGUCCUCAAAGGUCCAAACCUUACAGUACGGUUCUAGGGUGAACCAAUCUUGAUCGUUUGUUGCCCCCGAGGAGUUUCAACCAAGUUCAACAAAACGGCACACGUUCCGGCAUCACCACCGGUCCCAACCUCAGUACGGAACAGAAAUCGAGCAUCGGGCUGAGCCUAAACGCCGAAUUUCAAGAUUAAAACAUCACAAUGACGGUGGAUAAAGGCCACACCAAUACAGCGUUCGUUGGAGAUGAUGGUCUCAACAGCAAAAAGGCCCACCAUGGCACGAAGAACAUCGCAAACAGCUUCGCGCUGGAGAUCCAGGACAAGAAGCCGGGCCUCGAGACGGACUACAACCCGUACGAGCACCGGCACGUCGAGCAUCCCACGACGAACAACGAAACGCUGAUCCACCUGCUGAAGGGCUCGCUCGGGACUGGGAUCCUGGCCAUGCCGAACGCAUUCCACCACGCCGGCUGGCUGGUCGGUGGCGUCGGAACGCUGCUGAUCGGCAUCCUGUGCACGUACUGCAUCCACCUGCUCAUCAAGGCCGAGUUCGAGCUGUGCCGGCGGAAACGGGUGCCGAGCCUGAACUACCCGGCGGUCACGCAGACGGCGCUGCUCGAGGGACCGGACGCGCUGAAACCGCUGUCCAAAGUCAUUAUUCACAUCAUCAACACCUUCCUGCUGAUCUAUCAGCUGGGCACGUGCUGCGUUUACGUGGUGUUUGUGUCGUCCAACAUUAAGGCCAUUGCGGACUACUACACGGAGAAUGAUACCGACGUGCGGAUAUACAUGCUGAUCAUCCUGUUGCCACUCAUCCUGAUCAACUGGGUUCGCAAUCUCAAAUUCUUGGCACCGUUCUCGACGCUGGCUAAUUUUAUCACCCUGGUCUCGUUCGGCAUCAUCCUGUACUACAUCUUCCGCGAGCCGAUCUCGUUCGAGGGUCGGGAAGCGGUCGGCAACGUGGCCGAGUUCCCGCUCUUCUUCGGCACGGUCUUGUUCGCGCUGGAGGCCAUCGGUGUGAUUCUUCCGUUGGAGAAUGAGAUGAAGACGCCGAAGAAGUUUGGCGGAAACUUUGGAGUGCUCAACAAGGCUAUGAUUCUGAUCGUGACGCUGUACAUCGGAAUGGGAUUCUUCGGAUAUCUGAACUACGGAUUGGACGCCAAGGGUUCGAUCACGCUGAAUCUUCCCGAGGAUGAGAUUUUGGCCCAGUGCGUCAAGGGAAUGCUGGCCUUUGCCAUCUACAUCACCCACGGGCUGGCCUGCUACGUGGCCAUCGACAUCACCUGGAACGAUUACAUGAAGAAGCACAUUGGGGACUCGCCGCGGGCCACCAUCUACGAGUAUCUCGUGCGAACGGUGCUGGUGCUGGUCACAUUCCUGCUCGCCGUGGCCAUCCCGAACCUGGAGCUGUUCAUCUCGCUGUUCGGGGCGCUCUGUCUGUCCGCGCUGGGUAUCGCCUUCCCGGCGCUCAUCCAAACGUGCACGUACUGGCACGAAACGCACGGACUCGCCAAGGCCUGGAUGAUUGUGAAGAACAGUGUCAUCGGAGUGAUUGCCGUGAUUGGGCUGGUCGUCGGCACCAGCACCAGCCUCAAAGAGAUUAUUCACACCUUUGGGGAUCACGAGGCUGCGGACAUGCAAAAGUCCGAGAAGGAGCUUGUACCAUUCAAGUUACCUCUGCCCAUCAUCACCAUCGAGAUGAGCAGCCCCAAGAAGGAUGUUAACCUGGACAUGCAGCUGCUCAGCAAGCCGGGCUCGCCAACCCGGAACGGGGACACGAUCGUGGACGACAACUACGAUCCCCAUCUGCACCGGAAUCGACCCCAUCCCACGACCAACUUUGAAACGUUGGUCCAUCUGCUCAAGGGAUCGCUGGGAACGGGCAUCCUGGCGAUGCCCCAGGCCUUCUACAACGCCGGUUGGUUGUCCGGGUUUAUCAACACGAUCCUGAUCGGUGCGUUGUGUACAUACUGCUUGCACGUGCUGGUCCAAGCGCAGUAUGCUCUCUGUAAGCGGCACCGGGUUCCCAUCCUGACGUAUCCGAUCUCGAUGAAGAUGGCCCUGGCGGAGGGGCCGCAGUGCUUGCGGGGGUUGUCCAAGUAUGCCGUGGUUAUCGUUGAUGGCUUCAUGAUCGUUUAUCAACUUGGAAUUUGCUGCGUGUACAUAGUUUUCGUCGCCACCAACAUAAAGCAGCUCGUCGACGUGUACCUGGUGCUGGACGUCAAGCUGCACUGUCUGAUCCUGCUGGUCCCGCUGAUAGGCAUCAACAUGAUCCGCAACCUGAAGGUGCUGGCUCCGUUCUCGUCGCUCGCGAACGUGAUUACCUUCGUUGGCAUCGGCAUGAUACUGUACUACGUCUGCCAAGACCUGCCGUCGAUUUCCGAGCGCGAAGCCGUGGCGGACCUGGGAAAGUUUCCGCUGUUUUUCGGCACGACGCUGUUCGCGCUGGAAGCUGUUGGUGUGAUCAUCGCGCUGGAGAAUAAUAUGGCAACGCCCAAGUCGUUUGGUGGAACCUGUGGAGUUUUGAACUCCGGCAUGACCGUCAUCAUUAUCCUGUACGCCGGUAUGGGCUUCCUGGGAUAUCUGAAGUACGGAGCGGAUGCGCUGGGAAGCGUUACGCUGAACUUGCCUGAGGGAGAAUGGGUAUCCCAGAGCAUUCGAGUGCUGUUUGCCAUUGCCAUCUUCAUCUCGUACGGCCUGCAGUGCUACGUCCCGGUGGACAUCAUCUGGAACGUGUACCUGGCGGACAAGUACAAGGACUCGGGCAAGAAGCAGCUGGUCUACGAGAUGUUGGUUCGCAUCGUCGUUGUCAUCACGACUUUCCUCCUGGCUGUGGCCAUUCCGCGUCUUGGCCUGUUCAUCUCGCUGUUUGGGGCGCUCUGCCUGUCGGCACUGGGAAUCGCCUUCCCAGCCAUCAUGGAGAUUUGCGUGCGAUGGCCCGACCAGCUCGGUCCCGGCAAGCUCAUCCUGUGGAAGGAUAUCGUGCUGAUUUUGCUCGGAAUUGUCGGCCUCGCCGCCGGAACGUACACCAGCGUGCGGGAUAUUAUCUACAGUUUUCAGUAGAAAGUUAAGCUAGGAUGUCCCAAUCUCUGCCCCACCCCGAAAAUCCCCAUCGGAAGCAAUUUGUACUCCUCUUCUUCAGCUUACUCUCUCUAUUCAAUGCGUAGUAACAGAGAUUACCAAUACUCGGCCUCGUCAGUGCAACAAUAUAAUAAACGAAAUUCAAUAGACUGUAGUCGUUGUAACGUUUAAGGCACCCACCCAAACCACAACAAGCAACAAGCUUAAUCGCAUCAGCCAAUCUCAAGAAUACCAAAAAACUAAACUAAAUACUAACUAAACACAAUCAGGCGCUUAUCGCUUACAAAGUGAUACUGCUGCACCAACACACUCAAACACACCCCCCAAACUACACAACAAGGCCUUGGUAGCAAUAUUUGUGCGAACUCUAGUUACUAUAGCAAACAAAAGCAAAAAAAAAGAAAACAAUACGUAGAAGCUCAAGCGAAGGUAGAUAAAAGAACAAUUGCUGGCCAACAUAUCACAAUUUAAAUUGUCAUCCGUUUUUCAUUUUCUCUUUAUUUUUGUGUUUGUAUAACGUUAAGAUUUUAGAUAGCGCAUUAAUGAAGGCUCUACCUGUUUCCUAUUAUUUGUCUACACUCCUUUAUUUUAGAAUAGUGUUUUCUAAUUGUAUGUCUAAUGUUUAGUUUGUUAUAAAAAAAGUGGAGCAUUUCACUUUAAAAAGCACUCGCGCAAAUGAAGCUGGUUUAGGUUUUCGGUACUGCAAAAAUAAUAAAAAUAUAAAAAGAUAAUUUGAAGGAACACGCUCACUUUAAUCUGCAUCUAAUGUAGCACACACGUUGUAUUGGUUAAACUUAAACUUAAACAAAACAAAAAUGUACCAAAUUUAUCGCCCGAAAAUUGUAAGCAGGGAAAUAAAGCAUACCGUGCAUAGUAUUGCGUAAA